GGGGCAGUCAGCGCGCAGUCGACCCAAACAGCAGGCACGCACACUCGCGUCGCCCUCAAAACCGAGCUCACAAAAUAUUCCAUCAAAAUUCAUUUACAACUCGAGAACUUGAAGUGAUUAGGACGCUAGUGGUAAUCAGAGUGAAAGAACGCGUGCGAUUCCAAAUUCAAAUCAACACGCGGCCGGGAAUCCGUGAAACCAGAAGUCGUCGGACGACCUCCGCAGAAAUUCGUUUACCGAUGUGUUGUUAGUUAAUUCUAGAUUUUCACCUGCAGCGGAAACAGCUUACGUAGACGCCUAGCGGUAAAACGCCGUCCGCGCUACACGCGAAGCGAUCCAUGUUGAGUAACCGUCAGGUUUCUCCAGUGCUUUCGACUUAACACAAACAACAAGAACGUGAAUUUUGGACACGUCUGUGACAGCCGCCUACGUUAGAACGCUCGGAAGGUUUUGGUACUAUCCCGUUAGAAAGUUGCGUUGUGGAUAGUGAAUCGGCAAUUUCGGGUAAAUGGACAGUGUGUGAAGCGUUUUGUUUACUGACUGGUAGUGUUGUGUUUGUCGCGCGUGCGCAGUGCAUGGCGCGAUGAUUAGCGGAGGCUGGGUGUGCGCAUUGCACGUCCAAACCGCGGGCUUGGGCGGUGCGGCCCUCGGGUCAGACGAAGAGGAGAUCGUCUACCUAGCGUAUGUCGUGAUAGAUGUUCACACUAACCAGAUAAUAGGCGAAAGAGAAUAUGCAGUGCGACCCACCAGACGGCCCUCGGAGGAACUCCAGACGGGGCAGCCUCUAGAAGUAGUGGUAAAACAGUUCGACGAGUUCGUGCGGUCGCUGCAAGUGGAGCCCCUCUCGCCACUCUUCAGGCUCGUGACAGACGGACAACCCCCACUAAGACAAUGCUUCCACCCCGAGGCGUGCAGCAAAGAGCUGACGCUUCCCACAUACUACGCGCGCUUCCACGACCUGCGCAAGGAGUACGUCCGGGCGUACACGUUGCGCGCGGUGACGCCGCCCCGGGCACAAGCGCCGCCGCCGCCCCCGCCGCCGGACCAUCCGCAGUCGCUUAGCGAUAUGUUGACUUAUUUAGGUAUAGCGCCGUACACAGGUGAAAACAUCUACGCGACUGAAGUUAAAGACAUGGCUAGCAUCAUACAAAGGAUAAUUGCCGACGGUUUCCGGUUAGAACUGCCAGAGACCGUGGAUUUAGUUUUAGAAACUGGUAUUUGCUCAAAAGACGAUGAGAUUGAUGGUAACUGUAUAGUGCGCGCCCGCGGCUUGCCCUGGCAGUCCUCCGACCAAGAUAUCGCCAAGUUCUUCCGAGGUCUCAAUGUCGCCAAAGGCGGCGUAGCUCUCUGUCUAUCGCCUCAAGGUCGCAGGAACGGCGAGGCGCUCGUUCGCUUCGUGUCGCAGGAGCAUAGAGAUAUGGCUCUCAAAAGACAUAAACACCACAUCGGCCCACGGUAUAUUGAGGUAUACCGGGCGAGUGGUGAAGACUUCCUCUCAGUGGCGGGAGGGGCGACGUGCGAAGCAGCGGCCUUCCUCACGAGAGGCGCUCGUGUCAUAGUUCGGAUGCGUGGUCUGCCGUACGAUGCCACCCCGCAGCAAGUGCUGGAGUUCUUCUCAACCGGCGAAGAUCCCGUGCAAGUCCUGGACGGCACCGACGGCGUGUUGUUCGUGCGUCGUGCGGACGGGCGCGCCACGGGCGAUGCGUUCGUGCUAUUCGCCAAAGAGGAGGACUCCCCGAAGGCCCUGUCUCGUCACCGCAAGCUGAUAGGCUCCAGAUAUAUUGAGCUGUUUAGAUCGACUACUGCCGAAGUGCAACAGGUCCUAAACCGGUCUUUGGAGACCAGCACCAGCACGGCCAGUACACCUUCCACUGCAUCAGCCCCCAACAAGGGUCUGGUUCCGGUACUCCUACCCCAACACGUCAUAACCUCUGGCACCGCUAAGGACUGCGUUAGGCUACGUGGACUGCCUUACGAAGCACAGGUGGAACACAUUCUGACUUUCCUCGAUGAGUUCGCCAAAAACAUUGUGGUGCAGGGUGUCCACAUGGUUUACAAUUCCCAGCACCAACCAAGCGGCGAGGCGUUCAUACAAAUGGACAAUGAAACUAGCGCGUUUUUAUGCGCGCAGCAAAAGCACCAUCAAUACAUGACAUUUGGCAAGAAGCAGCGGUAUAUCGAGGUGUUCCAGUGCUCCGGCGACGACAUGAGCCUCGUGCUGACGGGCGGCGUGACGCCCGCCACCUCGCCCAAGGUGCUCUCCCCCGGUACGUUGGUGUCCCCCCCGCCCGCCGCCGCGCCCCCGCGCCUGCUCGCGCAGCACAUCGCGCACCAGAGCCUGCUCGCGCGCCAGCACGAGAACCUGCUCCUCGCCUCCCUGCGCCCGCCCAUGCUGCCCUACCUGCCCUUCAUGCGCUCCGCCACCCCCACCCCCACCUACCAACUCCCGCAGUACCUGCCCGCGCAACAAGCCGUCCUCCCCACCAAGCGGACUUACGACCGAGCCUUCACCCCGACCGAGGCCCCCGCAGCUAAAAGACCUUACGCUCUCCCCCCGCAAAUGGCUCCGGCUUUAUCUCUCCCCGUUCUCUCUUACGGCGCCUCCCCACCAAUAUUCUCGUACGCGAACACGAGCCCCAUGCUCUCGACAUACGCUAGCGGCAUCCCCACGGCCCUGCCCACAGCUUUACCGGCGGGUUACAACUCUAUUCCGACCGCUCUCCCCGCUUCCAUGAGCACGCCUUUCCCUCUAUCCAUGUUCCCUACUUACCAAUACUACCCUGGCGUUUAAUACAAAAACAAACAGGCCGGAGAAAUGUCUCGAAAAUAUAAAACGCGUGGUCGACCUACCUUGACUUAUUAGUAGUUACAAUGUUAAAACUUGUACCUGAAACUGUCUAAAGGUUAUAUGAACUGUUUGACUGUGACGUCUACUAAGUAAUUUUGGAUGAAGCUACGAUCAGUAGUUAAAUCAAACAGGGUAAUCAGAUGACAACAGGCUCAAAGAGUUGAAGAAGCUACCGCUAUGUGCCUUCAGCGAGUAAGAUUUAGCGUUUAAAAAUAACGGUUAGUGUAACGCGGCAGCUCAAUCCAGCGGCUGGUUAAUUAAUAUAUAUUACUUAAAAUCAGUGUUUUGUUGAUUUUGUACUGACUUUAAAUAAUGUUAAAAUAUUUUUAAUUUAUUAAAUAAGCGAUUUUGAGGUUGUUAUAGUGACAGUAAGUUUACGAAUACGUCCCUUUAUAUAGAGUAACCGUUCUCAUUGUUGUGAUUUUAACACAUUCCAUUAGAUAAAAGACAAAACCGUUUUCAAGGCUGAAAUAGAGUCUGAGAAAAAGUACUUCUAUUGUACUUACAUAACAUGAAUUAGGUACUUAAUGGUUAUCGUUUUUAUUGCAGUACAAUGCACUUUUUGUGGUUACUUUACACAGUUUUUUAUAUGUAUAUUUUAGUAUUUAGUUGAGUGUUUUUGUACGUGUUCUCUUAUCUCACGUUCAUGAAUUCAAUUUAGGAAUUGUCGUAUAUUUUAUACAAUAUUAAUAUUAGUCACGUUGCGCGAGCGCCUGUCCUUUCCUCUCCCUCCUUUCACAUCCCAUUCUUGUGUCAAGUACAUAAACCUAUAUCACAAAAUAACAAAUUGAAACCAUCUUGUUUCACCUAGCUUAACUUCAUUGUCUGAACCUCACAUUAAAAGAAUUAUGUUGGUAUUUAAAAAUAGAUCUUAUAACAAUUUUGAACGCAUUUCCAAUUUAAUUUUUUUUUUGCUCAAAUGCCCUAUAUAUAAAUUCCCUAAUAAUUUGGAAUUUGGAAAUAUCGUUCAAAACUGGUAACAUGUUCUAUGGACUUCUAAAAUCUAAAAAGUUAACGUCAAUGUUUAUGGUGUUGCCAUUGUAUCGGUAUUCACAAAUUAGGUAUUGGGCUUAAGUCACAAAUACACGGUGAAAUGGGUAAUCUUUGUACUGUCUUUUCUACAAUUAAUAGUUACUUGCUUUACUGACAUUUUGUCCAAAUGUGUCAAUACUGCAAAAGCUAAAUUAUGGAAUACAAUGCAAUAUUAAUAAUAUUAUGAACAAGUGUUGUAAUAACUGGUGUAUCCGUACUGGUUGUGUUAUGGAAAAUGUGCAUGAAAGGUUAAGUUACGGUAAGUUUUGCACUACAGAACGAAUAUCACAGUUUAUGUUUUCUUAAAAAAUAUGGGUUUAGCAUGGUUCGCUUAAGUUUUCAGGGAAGGAUUGCAUGGCUCGUCUGAUUAAUUUAUCUAUACUAAGACGGCUUAAAGGCGUUUUCCAGAGCACACUGUGUCCGGAUACAAUGGUAAAAACUAUUUUGAUGUCUCGUUAAUUAUGUACACAAAAUAAACUUCAGUGGACAUGCUACUUUAUAAACGUCAGUACUGGCUGCUUUAGAUUAAAAAUUAAAAAAAAAAUGUAAUACAAAAAUAAGGUUGUAUAAAAGUACUGGCUUAUAAAUAUAGCAGAUAGCACUGUCUUUACUACCUACUGGUCGCCUGGUGUAACCAAAUAUCCUCCAGUCAUUAACACGCAUCUGUACUGUUCCACAGCUUCCUCUUCUAUUAUCUUCUAAAGUCUAUUCGCUUUUCGUUUAUAUGUUAAAAAAAAACUACCUACUUUUGAUAUUUCGAUGAAUUUCAGUGCAUGCUUCCUAUUAUGAAAUAUUUGUUUUUGUAAUUUUUGGGGCCAAAAAGCGGGUAUUUACAUCAUCAAUGAAAGUUCUUUACAGCCAUCUGACAUCCGAUCACAAGAGCUUGACCGCUCAAUGUCCAUUCGCUAUCCACAGGUGGUCGAGGGCGGCGCCUCGUGGUCAGCGAGUGGAUAUUACGUUGUUUACGAAUAAAAUAAUUGUAUGUUACUCUUUGGCACUAAAAAGACCUUUGAAAGGAUGGUUACAAAGUUAUGAUUAACUAUUUAACUAUGGAACCAAAACUCAGACGGGAUCGUUUCAAAGAAAGUCUUGAAAUUAGGCAAAGUUUGAAAAAGAGGUUUGCAUGGAUAACUCGAUCAUCUUGGCCAAGAGUAUAAGGCGAUGCUGGUCGGGUGUCAGGUGAGUCUGAUGACCUUUUUAAAUAGCCUAAUGCUUAUUGGCAAGGAAUAUAGAAAAUGAUCUUGCAUUCGCUGGCAAAUUAAAAUUCCUAAUAUCAACCUUCUACUUUUUAAAAAUAUGUAGAACAAAUAAUUGGGUUAUGCACGAUAAAUUUGUUCGGACUUCACCGUUCCCGUGGGAAUUUCGGGAAUGUUGCAUAGAAACAACAAAUAACUUUUUAAUCGAAUAAUUAGUUGAUUUACUUAAUGGAAAAAUAUAACGUUUGUUCACCCCUUUAAAAAAAAAAGAGUGAUAUUAUUAUACACUUUUAAGACUAUACAGGAAUUAUAAUUUGAUGGAAAAAUAUAUAUUCUUUUAAGAAUAUACAGGAAUUAUAAAUAUGUUUGAUCAUUUCUCUUCGUCUUGACAAAUUAUUUGCUAUGCGUAGACGGGGCAUAGAAUUUUCUAUUUGGAUCCAUCUAAAUGAAACCGAAACAGUUGAUUUAAAAUUUUGAUUUAAGUAUGUAGUUUAAUUUAAUUUUACUUAUAUCUACAAUUUCCGAUAUUUUCACUGUAAAAAAAUGUGCACUCGAAUUUCAUCGAAAUUUCUACCAUGUGUAUUGACUGGGGGAUAUGGUACAAUGACGUCAUAUAGUAAUUCCUCUAAAAUUAUCGUCAAUUUAUUUAUUUUUUUACGUAGGAUAUGUACUUGUAUCUAGGUUCAAAAUAUACAAUACUUUUUUAUUAGAGAAUAAUAUUAAACAGCUUAAAUCAUAAAAGCUACAAGCGUAACAAACAUUUUUGUAUUUCAAAAACUAAUUACAGUCUUUAUUUAUGGAAUUACAUCAAAUGGCGCAUUUGUUAUAUUGUUCUUUAUACGAAUUUAUUACUGCUAAAAUAUUCUUUAUGAAUUAGAAUUUAAGAUAUUGAACAGUUUUUUAUAUCUCAUCUUUUUGAUCAGCGAUGAGAUUUUAUAAUUUAAGUUAUAUUUCUUUUUAUAGUUGGCUAAUUAUAGUUUAUCUCGUAGUACCUACUUCAAAUAAAUCGAUAAUUUCGUGUUAGAUCAUA
Messenger RNA from Amyelois transitella, 6106 nucleotides. RefSeq names its product RNA-binding protein fusilli (gene fus). Gene Ontology annotation, biological process: regulation of RNA splicing. Bases 584 to 2791 code for a protein of 735 amino acids. Gene Ontology annotation, cellular component: ribonucleoprotein complex; nucleoplasm. The transcript is spliced from 14 exons. The record is from RefSeq and is a predicted model, not a curated record. Gene Ontology annotation, molecular function: mRNA binding. NCBI's taxonomy places the organism in Eukaryota, Metazoa, Arthropoda, Insecta, Lepidoptera, Pyralidae.